CCGUGCGUAUAUAAGCUGAUGAAGACUGGUCACCGCGCGAUUCGGUCUCUGACUCUCCACCAAUUCGGUCGCGUGCGUUUGCUUCAGCUGCGCUCUUUUCGCUCUCUUUGGCUCGCGUGAAAGUCGUAAAGUUCAGCUAGCUGCUCUCCACGAUACAGAAAAAGAAACGCAUACAAAAAAUUCGCCAGCGAUAGAAAACCGAUUCAAAUUGCAAUUGCAAUGCCUAAAAUGCGUACGUGAGUUUCGCGCAGUGAUUGCUGUGAAAGUUCAAGUGAAAGCGGAAAGAAGAAACAAAGCGAGAAUACUUGCAAAGCAAUAAACCAAAAAGUGCAAAAAUACGUAAAGUUUAAACAAAGCAAACAAGUUAUACAAAACCAUAGCCAUGUUGUGUCCGCCAAUGGCCCUUGGCCCUUUACUCGCUGCCCCCGUGCCACGCCCACCGCCCAGCGCAUCGGAGAAGAAGAGAAUCUGUCGCAACCUAUUCAAUAACGCUCCCGGGGACUCGAAUAUCGAUCAGCUGUUGGCCCAGGAGCAGCACAAGCAGAGAUUAUACGUUAAGGAACGCUACCGAUUCGACAUCCAGCUGGAAUCUAAUCGGGAUGCGGAUGCGAAUACGGACGAGGAUGCUGAUACGGAUGCCCAUCAUCAGGAUCUGCGCGGAAUGCGGUAUCGGACCACAAGGACGAUACCCAGCACCGAUGCCGAUGAGUGCAAUCCAAAGGCAGUCAGCCAAGUACCGAGGGGCAUGGCCCUGACUCCCGCCCAGAUCUCCGCCAGCGCACAGCUGAUCUUACAGAAAUGCCCGGAAAGCGAUCGCAACAAAAGCAACGGCAGUGCGGAUUUGGCCAACAACACGAGACAUGGCCAAAAGCCAUAUGCGAGGCAGCCACAAGGCCUCAAAGGCAUGUACAAUGUUCGCAAGGCCGUGAAUGGUAUUUCGAAAGCCAACGUCAAGAAUGGUUACAACAACACCAAUAACAACAACAACAGCAGCAGCAACAACAACAGCAGCGUGAAUAAUAAUAAUACUAGCGAAUUGGCAGAUCAGAAGCAGUAACUUUGGAUCACGAUGACGAUGACGAAUAGCCCCUGGCGGAGCAAUAAUUGCAAUAUAUGAUAUUAAUUGUAAAUGUAAUUUUAAAUUCUAAAAUAAUUUGUUUAUUUUUUUGUACCCCAGCCAUACACAGAGAGUAUUGUGUAUGGAUUGUACGUUUGUUUUAAACCAAGACUUGACGGUCCCAAAAUGUUGUUGCAUAACAAAUGAUUAAGCGAAUGGAAAAAAAGCCAACCAGAAACAACAACAAAAGCAACCCCAGAAAAGAUCGGCGCGCGUGCACGGCCAAAAACAGGCAAAAAAAAUAUGAUUAAUAAUUAAUAAUAGUAAUAUAUCCGGAUGCAUGGCGAUAUCGGUCUUAUAAUGGAAAUUAUUAAGUUAUGUUUACGUGCUAAUGUUAGACAAGCGAUCGACGGUGCCAUGCAUCCACUAUAUAUAGACUAAACCCCAACCCAAACCAAUUCAAGCGUUCUCAGCGUGUUUUCGGGUCCAGAUGCACGCGUGUGCCAAAAGUAUUUACAAUUUACUUUGUGUCAUGAUCUCAAUUAUUAAAAACAAUUUUAUUAUUUUGUUUAUCUAAAUGUAAUUAUAAUUGAAAUUAUUUAAAAAUUCUUCUUAGCCCACAAGCAAACACACACACACACACCUUCCCCCCUCUCAUUCACACCCCACCCACACACACUUUUACACACACACACACCCACACACACUGUACUCAUAUUUAUUGUAUGUACAUUAUCGAUGUGACAUUUUAAAUUGUAUGUACUGUCUAUGUAUAAAAACUUCGUAUCUAUGGCAAAAUUAUUUCCCCCUUAAGAGACCCCCCAUUUUCGAAAUUCUAUUUUGAACCAAACUGUGUAUAUUGUAAGGAGUAUUAACAAACUCCAAGCAGCUAAAUGAGAAAAACCACAACAACAAAUACUGUGCAUAUUUCCUUAAAAACUUUGUACGAAAGCAAGAUGAAAAAAAAACUAUUCUACUGUAACUCUCAAGCGGAGAGUAGCAGAAAAAAAAACCAAAACAAAAAAAACUCUUAAAAAUACAAAUGUAAAACAAAAAAAAACAUUUAAAAGCUUUUUAUUUGCUUACAUUGGCUGGGUUUCGUUUGUUGUGGAGAGGGGGGAGGGGAGCCUUUUGGGCCGAGAUGGCGUGAUAAUUCUCAAGCGUAAAGAAAAGCGGAGAAAGAUGGAAAGAUUCAUAAAUGGAUGGAAUGAGUCAGCACUAAAGCCUGGAGCUGCGGAUGCAACAGUUUCUCCAUUAGACAAGGGCCGCUCUAUUGUUUCCCGCACAGUGAACCCUCGAUAAUAGGGGAAUUUUCGUAGGAGAAGUGGCGCCUAAUGUUGCCCAAGAUGGCAUGAUGACUCCGCAUUUAUAAAAUUGAAAAAUAAAGUCAUAAUUUUGAAGUGCAGCUAUAUGAUGGCUAUUUAUUAUGAUAACGUUUUUUGGCCGAGUCCGCACUGUUCUAAUUACAUUCGAUACAGAGGUUUGGUAUGCAUUCAGAAAGUGAAGUGGUUAGGAAAGGAAGUGGAAGACCCUUUCCAAUUAGUGUGCUUUCCCAUGUUCGCUUUCAUCGCUAAUCAUCCGCAGCAAUUUGAGAGGCUUCACUGUGGGCACUCGUCGGUCUCUCAAUGGGCACACAUGUGCAUAUCGCCCGCGGCGGACAUUUCGGAAAAUGCUUUCUAGUCGUAAUUUGUGUGCCAUUCGUCGUACUAGUGAUUGUUGUAUCUACAGUGUGUAGCUGUUGGAGUGGAGUGGGCACUUAACAUUAGAUUGGCUGCGACUUCCGGCGAGCGAAACGAUCGUUUGAUGAUGAUUGAUGCUGGCCACCGUGCGCAUUUACCCCACAUUCAUGCUCCUAAUCCAACGGAUGUGGACUU
This is a messenger RNA of Drosophila simulans, 2931 nucleotides long. Its product is annotated as gliolectin. Bases 383 to 1057 code for a protein of 224 amino acids. Lineage: Eukaryota; Metazoa; Arthropoda; Insecta; Diptera; Drosophilidae. The record is from RefSeq and is a predicted model, not a curated record. The transcript has 2 exons.